UAUUUUUAAUAAAUUUAUUUAAAAUGUUGGGUGUUGUACUUUUAUCACCUCAAAAUGAGCUUAUUCAUGCCUUUGGAAAUGCUCAAUUUAAGAUGCAUUUCUUUAAUGUUCCCCAUGGAAAACAAAGUGCUAGGCCAAGUAGUAGUAGCGGCAUUUCUUCACCUAAUUCUUGUCAUUAUUCUUCUGUUUCUUUAAUUACAACAAAUGAGAAGAAAGAAGAAAAUAAUUUUCAAAAUAAUAAUUCACUAUCAGAAAUAGAAAAGGAAAACAAUAAAAUGUUACUUAACAACAAUCAACAACCAGAACAAUUACUUUUUGAUACAAACGGGGAGAAUUUUUUACUUUGCCAGCUUUUACCAUUAGUAGCCAUCUGUCGCGCAAAUUCCAUCGAAAAUCAAAAUAAGCAACAAAUAUUAAAGAGAAUUCAAUGUAUUCAAUCAUCUCCAACUUCAUCAAAUGAUUGUGGGAAUCUUCAAGUAAAUAUUGCCCAUUUAGCAUUUUCUUAUAUUUUUAUUAUGAUUUUUGAUGAUGAACAAAAUUUAUUAUUAAAUUCCCCAGAACGGCUUUUUACUUCACUUCUAAAUUGUAUUAAUUUUCAUUAUGGCCCUCAACAAUUUCCUCUUUUAUCAAUGAAUACUCCAUUUGUUAAACAAUUAAAAAGGCGUUGUGAAUUUCGAAUAAAUAAAUUAUUAAAUGAAAAUAAUAAUCAGAAUAAUAUAAAUAAUAUUUUUAAUAAAAAUUUUUUUCUUUCUUCUGAUAAAAAAAAAGAAGAAAUUAAAUCAGAAUUAAUUCCAGCAUUAAAAGAAUUAACUAAAAAUGUUGCCCAGAAAUUUAAUAUUUUUAAUGGAGAUGUUAGUUGUUUACUUAUUUGUUCUGAUCGUUAUAUUGCUUCAGCCUCAACAUUAAAUAAUUAUUUUAAUAAUGAAGUAAAUUCAAUUAUUAAUUUUAUUCGGCAACAAUUACCUAAAGAAGAGGAGGAGGAAGAGGGAGAAAAUAUUACAAAUUUAUUAAAAUAUCAAUCUGAACAUUUUUUUCUUUCUUUUAAACAAAAACAAUUUUUAUAUAAUAUUUUUAAUAUUUCUUUAAAUGAAAAAAUUGAAUUUAUUUUGUUGAUACCUUCAGAUAAUUUAUUAAUUAUUUACAAUAUAACAGAAUGUUUACAAAUAUUAGAGAAUAUUAGUGAUAAUUAUUUAAAUAUAAAUUUAAUUAAUUUAUUAAUUGAAUGUAAACAACAUUUAGAAAAUAUUAAAUUAAAUUUAAAUAAAAUUUCAAAUAAAUUACCAAAUGGCUAUUUUUAUUAUUUAAGUAGUCCAAUAUUAACUAAAGAAUAUAUUCAGAAAUUAUGGAAUCGUUUUAGAAUAUCUUUGGAUAAGGUAAUUAUAUUUAAUUAA
This is a messenger RNA of Meloidogyne enterolobii, 1391 nucleotides long. The record is from the annotation of a GenBank genome assembly. NCBI's taxonomy places the organism in Eukaryota, Metazoa, Nematoda, Chromadorea, Rhabditida, Meloidogynidae.